Molecule: messenger RNA, 511 nt
Organism: Owenia fusiformis
Lineage: Eukaryota; Metazoa; Annelida; Polychaeta; Sabellida; Oweniidae
Source: the annotation of a GenBank genome assembly
AGAUACGACCAUAAGUUCAGGAAAGCAAGAGCAACCGAUCCGUGCAAGUGGUCAUAUUUAGACCAACAAUUGCGGGACAUGUGCGCGACAAUGCCAAAAAAGGAAAUUGGAAAAUUUGACAAGAGGCCUAAUAAUGUGGGGAAAAACCCAAAAAAUGACUUCCCCAAUACGCCAAAUAAGGCAUAUUCAGAAUCUGAUGAAAUAAAACCCUAUAUCCCAUUCGGGUAUUGCUUCAAAUUCCAUAAAGGGGAGGACUGUAAACCUAAUUGCACAUUGUCGCACAAAUGCCCCGCAGUUGCCCAUAGCAAUAUUUCUCAUGCAGCAAAUUCAUGCUCAGAAGCCAAAAAAACGGCCCUGUCGGGGUUCGUGACGAAAGUGAUUACGACAAUUCGCUCGACAAAGGGCGCGAAAUAAGCGACCACCCAUCAUUUUCUUCAGACCAGAACACAAAUCGAGUUUUCCUAAAAGCCCCAACAAAAAUUGGUAAAGGUUUAGGUUACAGAGAGAAGCA